AUGCACACCUUCUACCAAGGCGCCAUCGAGAGCAUCCUCAGCAGCUGCAUCACCUUGUGGUUCGGAAGCUGCACAGCAUCGGACCGCAAGACCCUGCAGCGCAUCGUGAACCCUACUGAGAGGAUCAUUGGGAAAUAUGAUGGGAAGAGUAUCCUGUUGGUUAUGGAUUCUUCGGGGCUCCCCCUUGGUUUUGAUGUGUUAGACAAAGCGUCGUCCUCCUGCUCCUUCAGUACAGACCUCGCUGAAGGAGACAGUGUAGAAGACACUAGGACUUUCUACAACAUUUUAACCCUGCUGCAGAGGUGCAUGGACGCCCCAAUGGGGGGUGGGCUGCCACGACAACCCUGGAGACUGAAGGUCAACGACAAGACCCUGCACAGGCUGCUGCGCAAUCAAAUGCUCAAAAAGGGAAACAAUAUGUUGGACGAGGAGAUGUGUCCCCGGGCCGUCAGACUCUGUGAGUCUCCAGAUCAGAAGGGCCUUUCAGCAUUCAGCCUGCGCUGGCCUCCGAUAUACUACUGUCAUAACUGUAAGACACGCUCCUUCCCCAGCCGGCUGAAGGAAUGCUCCUGGUGUAAGGCAGUGUUUUACUGUGGAGGGUGUUUCCUCGCAGAUAACAAACACUGGUGUGCCAAACUGUUUCAUUACAUGAAGCACGGAGCCAAGCUGGAAGAGCUUCCGUUCAGCUACACAGCAGAAGUCACAUCUGAGGACUUCAGUUUGGAGGACUUCCUGUUCACAAACAAACUGGUGACCAGCUACUGGCUGCACUGGAGCCAGCUGGUGCACUCGGUCACAGCAGACUCAUACUGCGACUGGCUGGAAGGUCACAGCCAUGCCUACGAGCCUCUCAAACAGGAAGCAGAAAUACUGAUGUGUGGACCAGAUCCCAAACACCCCCCCAGCCUCAGUGAACCCCUUGUGUCGUGGCGCCAGUACUAUGGAUGGAGGGGUCUCAGUCUGAGCUCUGUCGUGGCCCCUCUGCUCAGCUCCACUCUCUCCAUCUAUUACAUCAUCACCUCCCUGCUACCCAAGCACCUUCCAGAGAUGCACAUCCUGAAGAAACAGUCCCUGAGAAUCCACAUCAUCGAGUCCUACAGGGAGUCCCAAACUCUGGUCACCUUCUGGGAACUAUCAGUGCUUCUGCCACAUGUGACCUUUGACCUGGUGUUCAUCCGUGAGCGUCUCCCCUGCUGGUGUGACAAAGUGCAGCUUGUGAUACAGAAAGUGAAUGGCAGGGUGGUGCUCACUGACUGCAGCCUGAUGCCCCCUGAGGGAGCUGCCAGGAGGAGCGUCAGAGUGAGACUGCACCGCAGCAGCUACAGCACACUGCAGGAGCCUCAGCCCGACCUGGUCAUCGGUUUCAAGCCGGCCUUCCCGCAAAAUGACUCUUGGUUCAGCACUCUCCCAAAACUCCAGUCUCUGAGGGUCCCAGCCUUCUUCUGUGAGAUGAGCGAGCUGAGGUGUGAGCGCAGUCAGCAGGUGAUGAGAGAGGCCACCGGGGGGGCUGUGUCCAAACCCACCAUCAACCCUUUCCACUGCCCGCUGCGCAAAAAUGGAGGAGAUAACCGGCUGCCGCGAUAUUCCAAUGGAUUUAUCUUCCACCUCUUGUACAAGCCUUCAGCCAAUAAGCCGCAGCCUGUGAUGCAGACACUCAGUGAUCUUCGCUCAGCCUCCCUGUCCCCGCAGCGGACCUUCAGAGAGAGGAAGGCUGAGCAGCACUGGGACUAA
Molecule: messenger RNA, 1731 nt
Organism: Eleginops maclovinus (Patagonian blennie)
Lineage: Eukaryota; Metazoa; Chordata; Actinopteri; Perciformes; Eleginopidae
Product: zinc finger MYND domain-containing protein 15-like
Exons: 14
Coding region: 1-1731 (576 amino acids)
Biological process (GO): negative regulation of DNA-templated transcription
Molecular function (GO): histone deacetylase binding
Source: RefSeq, a predicted model, not a curated record